Messenger RNA from Adineta ricciae, 549 nucleotides. The record is from the annotation of a GenBank genome assembly. Lineage: Eukaryota; Metazoa; Rotifera; Eurotatoria; Adinetida; Adinetidae.
AUGGCAUCAUCUACUUCAAUGCCGAAAAAGUUUGACAUGAUCAACAUAGUGGAAGAUGAAAAGUUUGUGCAAAUUUUCGCAUUUGAUGAAAACACAGUGAAAUUGUCAUCGGAUAAACGGUCGGUGGAGAAUAGUAUGUGGAAACCGGCCUGUGCUCUUGGAGUUCAUUCAUAUUCAUCUGGUGUUCAUCGCAUCCGAACGAGAAUAGAUAAAUGGCUUCCGUUUCUAGGUAUUCGAUCCCGAAAUAUUCCAUUUGACGUAAGGUCUUCCUCUGCCUGUGGUUACACCUCUACAGAUUCAACGUAUGGUUGGACUAAAGAUUCUCGCUAUCAAGACGGCCGAAAGACGACAAGUGAGCGGGAUCAGAAGUUUAAUAGAGAUGGCCAUAUAUGGACAAUUAUAUUGAACUGUGACGAACACCGAAUACAUCUGUUCGAUGAAACAACCAAUGAAGUAGACGAUAUAGAAGUUGACGUUGAUAAAGCACCUUUUCCUUGGUGCCUCUUUAUUUGUCUUCCUCGAAUGAUAGCUGGAAUAUCACUAAUAUGA